Rosa chinensis is the source of this 1251-nucleotide messenger RNA. RefSeq names its product 40S ribosomal protein Sa-2. Gene Ontology annotation, biological process: cytoplasmic translation; ribosomal small subunit assembly. Gene Ontology annotation, cellular component: ribosome; cytosolic small ribosomal subunit; 90S preribosome. Gene Ontology annotation, molecular function: structural constituent of ribosome. The record is from RefSeq and is a predicted model, not a curated record. Bases 95 to 1000 code for a protein of 301 amino acids. The transcript is spliced from 5 exons. Lineage: Eukaryota; Viridiplantae; Streptophyta; Magnoliopsida; Rosales; Rosaceae.
AGAGAGGGAGAGGCGGAGGCGGAGUUGUUUUCGGUUCGGAGAUUCUCAAGCUCUCUCUUCUCUCUCUCUCACAAUCUCCAUUGAGUUUUAAGCCAUGGCGACGACAACCGCCGCUCCUCCACGUCAGCUCUCGCAGAAGGAGGCCGACAUCCAGAUGAUGUUGGCCGCCGAGGUCCAUCUCGGCACCAAAAACUGCGACUUUCAGAUGGAGCGUUACGUCUUCAAGCGCCGCAACGAUGGGAUUUAUAUCAUCAAUCUUGGGAAGACAUGGGAGAAACUUCAGCUAGCUGCUAGGGUGAUUGUUGCUAUUGAAAACCCCAAGGACAUCAUUGUGCAGUCCGCCAGGCCUUAUGGGCAGAGGGCUGUCCUCAAGUUUGCUCAGCACACUGGUGCUAAUGCCAUUGCUGGAAGGCACACUCCCGGUACUUUCACCAACCAGCUUCAGACUUCCUUCAACGAGCCCCGGCUCCUCAUUUUGACCGACCCAAGAACUGAUCACCAGCCAAUUAAGGAAGCUGCACUUGGGAACAUUCCCACCAUCGCUUUCUGCGAUACUGAUUCACCCAUGCGUUAUGUUGACAUUGGCAUCCCGGCCAAUAAUAAGGGGAAGCACAGUAUUGGAUGUCUUUUCUGGUUGCUGGCAAGGAUGGUUUUGCAAAUGCGCGGUUCCGUUAGGCCAGGACAUAAGUGGGAUGUCAUGGUGGAUCUGUUCUUCUAUAGAGAGCCUGAGGAGGCCAAGCAACAAGAGGAGGAAGAAGCGGUGCAAGCUCCAGAGUACAUUGAAUAUUCUGGUGGUCUUGGUGGCGAUCAGUGGCCUACCCAAAUUGCUGAUGCUUCUUGGUCUGCUGAUGCAGCCCCAGCUAUCCCAGCAGUUCCUGCUGCCGGCUGGACUGCAGAACCAGGUGUGGCACAAGAAGGUUGGGAUGCUGCUCCUGCACCAGUGGUCGCCGCUCCUAUCCUUGAGGAUGGUGCUCCCGUAGUGGCCAGUGGUUGGGAUUGAGGAUUUUGUUUGGUAGUGUCAUCAUGGAAGAAGAUUACUAUCUGAUGCUGAAGUUAUUUAAUAUGUUUCUUUCUAUGAGUAUCAAUUUUACACAAUAGUUUAUACAGUAAUUCCUUUCUUAUGUACUGGAAUAUUUGUUUUUGUUUUAGAUUUUUGUUUAAUUGAAAAACAGGAACGGUAGACUGCAAUUGCAAUGGUGUCUGUUUGAUUUCAAUUUUUGUUGAAUUGGGAAAGGAAUUCUGUAGUCGCAA